UAUAAUUCUCUCAUUCUCUUAACUCAUUCUUAAGUCUUCAGUCUUUUACCAACCUAGCCUAAUAGCCACAUUCUUCACUUUUUAUUAUCUGUUUGUUUUUUGUCUACAUCCUUUUGUUCUCUUGUUGUUUUAGUACUACUAGUAGCUCUAUUCUAUCUAUCUAUCAUGGAACACCAACAACAAAACCAACAGCACUAUCUUCACCAACAACACAUAGAAGAUGGUGUUGGCAGCAAAAACAACAACAACAGUAGCGGCAGCAACAGUUUCAUGUGCAGGCAAAGCAGUACGAGGUGGACACCGACAAGUGACCAGAUAAGAAUAUUGAAGGAUCUUUACUACAACAAUGGAGUUAGGUCACCAACUGCUGAACAGAUUCAGAGGAUCUCUGCUAAGUUGAGACAGUACGGAAAGAUUGAAGGCAAAAAUGUGUUUUAUUGGUUUCAGAACCAUAAAGCUCGUGAAAGGCAAAAGAAGAGGCUCAUUGCUGCUGCCUCUGUCAACGAUAACAAUAUUAAUAUUAAUAAUACCAAUAUCCCUGGCCCCAUGCAAAUGAUACCUCAUCUUUGGAGAUCUGUUGAUGAACACAAGUAUAACAACACUACUAAUCCAGGUGUUCACUGUCCAUCAGCUUCUUCACAUGGGGUACUCACAGUUGGACAGACUGGAAACUAUGGUUAUGGAACUUUGGCUAUGGAGAAGAGCUUUAGGGACUGUUCAAUAUCACCACCAGGUGGUAGCUCAAACGAAUCAUCAAUGAAUCAUCAUCAAAAUUUCACAUGGGUUGGAGUUGAUCCGUACAUGACAUGUCCAACAACUUACCCUUUUCUUGAAAAAAGUAGUAUUAACAAACAUUAUGAAGAAGAAACCCUAGAAGAAGAAGAGGAACUGCAAGAAGAAGAAAAUUACCACCCUGGCUUAGAAACUCUUCCACUUUUCCCUAUGCAUGAAGAGAACAUGAUAUCAAGUUUGUGCAGCAGUAGCAUUAAGCAUCAUGAGUCUUCAGGUGGAGGAGGAGGAUGGUACCACCACACUAACUCUGAUGGUUAUCAUAAUAACAACUUGGCUGCUCUUGAACUCAGUCUCAACUCUUUCAUUGGUAGAUCCCCUAAUUUCCCCUAAAUUAUUUGGAUCAUCAAUAUUUGCUUUCCUUUUGUGUCUUAUGUUUAGUACUAAACUAAUUUGGUGUGCCUAGUUAUGGACCAUAUGCUUGCUAAUGUUUAUUACUUUAUUUAAUAUUAAUCUUAGUUGUACUACUAAUGUUGUUUAUUAUAUUAAAGUACGGAAAGUCUAUUACUCUA
Molecule: messenger RNA, 1301 nt
Organism: Capsicum annuum
Lineage: Eukaryota; Viridiplantae; Streptophyta; Magnoliopsida; Solanales; Solanaceae
Product: protein WUSCHEL
Exons: 3
Coding region: 166-1122 (318 amino acids)
Biological process (GO): plant organ development
Molecular function (GO): DNA binding; DNA-binding transcription factor activity
Source: RefSeq, a predicted model, not a curated record